Molecule: messenger RNA, 8242 nt
Organism: Caenorhabditis sp. 36 PRJEB53466
Lineage: Eukaryota; Metazoa; Nematoda; Chromadorea; Rhabditida; Rhabditidae
Source: the annotation of a GenBank genome assembly
AUGAGUGUGACCCACAAACACGCGGUUUUUCGACGAUCCCAGAGGUUAGUACGCCCAUUUUUCGCGAAUUCAUAAAAAAAAAUGUGCGUAUGACACACGCGAAGAAUUGCUAAUCGAAUAUUCCGUGUUUCCCAACAGAAUUUUCGAUGAUACAUUCUUCAUUUGUUUCCUUCGCUGAAAGUUCGCAUUUUCCAAACGAGCGGAAGCUAAUUUCCCAUGACAUUUUUAUGUGGAAUGGCGAAAUUUCUGUGCAAAUCGUUUUCUGUUGGAAAACGAGAAAGAGUGAGAGAGAAAGCGCCAAGACGUACUUAAAAAUGGCGGCGGAAACUGAUUUUCUCACUUAAUUAUACUUUGCUCACGUGAGGUGGGCGCCGAUCGUCCAGCUAUCGGAGGAGCCGAACAAUUCGGAGCGGAUUUCGUCUUCUCCUGUGGAUUCGCCAAUCCUUGCGCACGUUUUUGAUAGCAGAAAUCGCCGAAAUGUCGUGAACUCGUGAAAGAUCGGGGAAAAAUUGGCAAUUCAUUUGAAGAAAUAACAAGAAAAACACGACGAGUUUGUCAGCAAUUAAUUCGAACAACUUUGCUAUUUAUGUGUGGUCCUUUUCUCGAAGGCGACAUAUAUUCAUUUGAAAUGCAUUCACAGACCGCCGAAAUGACGGCAGCACACAGAAAUGCACAUUUUCUCCGAGUUCCGGGCUAUAAAAUAAAGGCCAAUUUUUGAAUUCUCGCGUGUCACUCUCUCAUUUGUAUCUUCUUCGUUUUCUUCUCAAAAAGAAAGACGAGAGAAAAUUGUGUUUCUUUGUUGUUUGGCGAAAAUGAGCAGAAGCUUGUAGUAAUUGCACUUUUGUCAAAGAAAAUUGGAAAAAUAGAGCUGAAGGAGGGCAGAAAUUAGCUUCUUUUUUGGUGUUUUGUGAGCUUUCUCUAUCGCUGACGCGUUUUCGGUGCGUUGGCGCACUUCCGGUGCCUCGCCACGGGGAGAGGGGAAUUUCGCUUCCGCUUAUGGAAAAACUUGCACAUUUUCGCACAAAUUAGCCAAAUUUGAGAGGGGCGUGUGCUCGGGCACAAACACGGAUCAGUUUUCUUUUCGGAACCCGAAAAAAGUGUCACUUUUAAUAUCAGUUCCCUGUACGCUUCUUCUUGGGCAGUUUUUCGCCAAAUGACUCACUCACGAUGACCUUUUCCCAAAGGAAAUGGCCGUAGAAUGUGUCAAGAUCAGGAAGAGUGUCAUUUUCAGACAAUGCAUUGAAAUGGAAACAUGCGGGAGUCAAAUUGUGCUUUUUGGCACCCGAAAAGCCGGAAGACAUAGUUAGGGUCCUCUUGUGCGCAUGGUGCAUCGGCCACAUUCUUCUCAUCUUUCAAAGCAUCAAACAUUUGUGUCAACACUCGAUUUUAUACUUUUCGGCGCGAAAAUAGCAAUUAUACAAUUCGCAACCUCUAAUUAGUGCGCCAAAUUCAAUCAUUUCAGUACGCGGAGCCCUCCGGAUCACUCUCCGCCGUCUCCGAUCAUCCGCCGCCAAAGACCGUCCACUUUGUACGUCAAACAUCCGUCAACCACUGCGACCAAGAAGAUUUCCAUUCCAACCGUAAGUUUCCACGUUUCCCGGGUUACUGUAGCUCUAAAUCUCUGCAUUACACAGUCAUUGCGGACCAAACACCACAAUUGUCGACGCUUUCGUUUUUGGCCCGGAAAACUUGGAGUAUCGUUUAUUUUUCAAGGUCCUCAAAAACUAUGAUCCACUCCCAGACACUCUUUGGGCUAAUCCGAUGACGUUUGAACAUUCGAACAAAAAAGAGAUUUAUGGGAAAUGUUUUGUUGAAAAGGUGUGUCAUCCGUGAUUGAUUUGAAAUGUGACAUGACGACAAGUGCGCCAGGGGCACCAAAAACGCGCCAACCGCUUGUCUCGCUCAUUUUCCCCCCGUUUUUUGUUGCAGGUAAGCGUUCACGAAAUGCCGACAAUGGCGAAUGCCGAAUGUCUGACAGUCCAUCAUCAAACAGCACCUCCUCAAAAGAAUGUGAGUCCUUUUGCUCCACAAAAAGUGAGCAAGAACACACAAAAAAGAAGAGUUUCGUGUUCAGUUGUGUCCCAACUCUUCGUACGCCGAACGAUUUUCGCGAAGUGCUUCGAGUUCGCCGAGAAGGGGUCCAGGAGGCCACGGAGCAGUCGUCGUCGGACCCGGCGGAGAGUUGAGGUGAGCAAGUACCGUAAUCCCGGGUAGAUAUGGGAAAAACGAUCAAAAUUUGAGGCUCGCAUUGACACUAAACACGGCGAAAUUGAGUUAGAGCGCAUCAAAGUUGGAGUGGCCUAACUUUUGCACAUUGGAAAGUUAUGCCACCGUAAUGAGCUUCACAAAACCAUUCAUAAAAUCAUUGAAUUGAAAUUCUAAUCUUUCCGUUCACUUUUAUGCAUUACGAAGUCGAUAAUUCGUAAUUCCCCGAAGGAUUUGUGUACAUUUACCGGGAAUUUCAAUAGAUUCACGGUAUACGUCCACGCAUUAGGAUUUUCAUUGGAGCUGAGAGAUUAUAUAGACUCCAGUGCAUGUCCGAACGAAUUUCUGUCACCAUUUCAAAAUGUUCGUUGCAGAAGACGUGAAAGUGUGUUGCAAAUGUUGAACAGAAUCUGGAAGAGCGACGAAUGUACGCGGAGACCGUCGGUUCAAAAGUCGAAUGCGUUGGAUGUGCCCGCGUGAGUCCAAACAAACUUUGAACGCAUAUUUCUGCGUUCGAAGACGUCCUGUCAGUCCCAAACUUGUUUUGUGGGAUCUUAGAGUCUAGUAGAGUAUUUUUGUAGUUGAACACUUUUUUCUAGGACCACUCCCUGGGGUACUGUAGCGCUUGGAAGUUGGGACAGCUUUAGUGCACUAAAAAUGUUGCCUAACUUCCAGGAGCUACAGUACCCCAGGGAAUGGUCGUACAAAAAAAGUGUCAACUACAAAAGUACAGUACUAGACCCGAAGAAUUCACAAAACAAAUUUCAGAACAAGAUCCUGUCUCUGAACCGUACAAUAUUCACUCAAAAGUUGAAAAACUGACCCAAACCCUUUACCUCCGCCCCUCACCCGUUUCCAACCAAAAAAAGUGGAGAUUUUAGGACAAUAUAAUAACUCGCGGACGGAAGUACGUACUUUGAUCUCACUUACGUCUCGCCAGCUUCCGGAUCACGUUAGAAAUCGUGUCUGUUUGGACGGAAAAAUGACAUGUUUCCGUCUACAAACUGAAAAAAGCAAAUCAUUUUUUUUUCUUGGCCACAAAUCCUCAACGAUAAUCUCGAUUCGUAUUUGAACUCGCCUGCAAACUAAUUCGAUCAUUCUGGCCAUUUUUAGCAGGAUGGCCUAGAACUUUCCGUCCGUGGCCUAGGCUCCCAAAUGACACACUUCUCCGUCCCGCAUUUAUCAAUUUUUGAUCUCCGCUGACGCAUCUCGAAAAUUCACAAGAUUUAAUGACGUAUUUUCAUGCUCCAACUUCUUCUUUUCGAAAAUAAAGUUGUUUGGGAGGGACAUUCUCGCCUUUUCGUUGAUUCAAUUCAAAAUUUGAUAGUAUUCACUUACUCACAACUUCCUCGUUUUCAAAGUUAGGCCACCAAGUGGGAAAACUAGGCCGCCGAUCCAAUUUGCCCGGAAAACGAGGUCUGGGCGUCAAAUUUCAUGGAGAAUUCGAAAAAAAAAGCACCAUCACUUUACGGACAUUCAUGUGACGGCCUAGAAUUGGGAGUUUAGGCCACCCCAUGAAAACUUUGCCGCCCGACGUCACACACUCGACUCUCGAAUGAAAUUUCCGUAUUUCUUUGCGGAUGACGCACACAGACAUGGAAAAGUUGAUAGACAAUAGCGCGAAUCCGUCUUUGAUUCCUCUUUUUCCCCAUGAUUACGUAUUCCCACCCACCUAAUCACCAUUUUUUGGUCUGAUUCCCGCAAAAUGAAUCAUCAAGUUUUGUCGACCGAUUUUUGGUCGAAAAUUGCGUAUGAAAAGACCAUUUUCGAAAGCGUUACUCUACGCAUUUGUCAAAUUCGAGCGAUUUUUGUAAAUGGCCUAACUUUCCAAAUUCUGUCAAAAACGUGUUGCCCUUGCCGGUUUUCAAUGCGAGGCGCGUACUAACAUGCAAAAGAUCGCAAAAAUGACCAAACUACUUCGGGCGAUGGCCUCGAAAUCCAAAACUCGGUUUUUGAGCUCAUUUCUGAGCCCACUUUCGUACUAAACCACCAAAAAUCUCGUCAUUAAUCGGGAUAUCCGCUCUGCGCGUAAAUAUAUCACAUCGUUUCACCGCUUUUUUUCUUCUGGCUGAAAAAAGUGUGUAGGCGCGUCAAAGUCCACACAUAUUGUGCGUUCAAUUAGUCCGGUUCCAACUCGGCAGUCAUCUGACCGAAUCGAACUUCUUGUGCUCCGAUGAGCGGAAAAUUUGCUCACUUCUCUCAUUUUCUCAUCACUCUUGCCGAUUCUCUUCUAUUCAUAUAUCAUCGUUGCUUUUCGAAGUCUCCUCGUCACUUUUUGCAAAAUUUCAGAGAGAGAGAGAGAGAGAGAAUGCUGACACUUCUCGAAAAGAUUACUCAUUUUCGGUGAGUUGGCGAACUUUUACCUAAAAAUCCGACGGCUGCACAUUUGUGUGGAGUUUAUAUUGAUUAAACUGUAAGACCCCGAACUUUCAUCUUGACGAACUCUGCCAAAUUGACCUCAAUCCACUUGACAGUGUUUCAUUCAAAUCGGUAGUGUUUUUGAGACAAAUGAACACGUUUCGUAUUUUUCUGCACGGUUUAUAACCAUUUUGGCGCGAAAUUUCGAAAUUCAACCCCAUUUUUUUCAUGUUUUUCGUCAAAAAUUACCCGCAUUUUGUACGAUUUCGACGAUGCGAUUGCAUAACUUUGUUAAACUAAUCAUCGCGCGCACUUUUUGAGCCAAAAACGAGCAGGUUUCAUUCAGAAAUGAAUCAAUUGAAUCGAUUUUCAAGUUUUGUGCUGAAAUUACGCGAAUUUCAGUCAUUCGCCGAUACUUUUUGCCGUUUGAACGCUUAAAAUACUUGUAUUAACGUGCUUAAUCACUUCCGACACUCACUUCGUCUCAAAACUAUCCAGAUCGGCCGGUAUAAAAAUUCCGAAAUUGCGGCAUUGCGAAAUAUGCCAAAAACGUCUCAAACGCGGCGUUUUCACGAAAAUUUCAAUGUUUUCUCUUUUUUAAUGUCUCUUCUUUCGUCGAUAUCAAACACAAAAAUAUCGGAAAAGUGCUGGAAUUGCGGCAAUUUUCAGAAAACGCGUCUCAAAUUAGGCCACGCCCCUUUCUACACUUUUGGUCGCCGUGACACGUUCUAUCCUCUCUCGUGAUUCGCUCUCUGGCACCUGCUGAGGAGUCGCCAUGAUGAUUCCUUUUCUUUUCUGGCAUUCUCCAAGGGUGACGUUAGACCCGAGAAACGAUGGAUUGUAGCAUAAACGGUGCGGACCAGUUGGUGUUUAGACGCCACCCGAUCCGAUCGGCCUGAAAUUCGGUCCCUCGAUACUUCAAUCCAAAUGUUGUUUUGGGGAAAGACAAAGAUGACCGGUGAAAUAAAGCGGGGGGAAAAGAGAUGAUCAAUUGUCAAGUACCGGCCGGCUAGACCCUUCUGAGACGCCUUUUUCCCGAAUUUUCGGAGGCAUCUCGUCAUUUUUUUUUCUUCUUUUUUCUACGAACCGCCCCGGCUUCAGUGUUGUUUUCUUGAAAGCUAAAAAUAUGUUCACAAGCAUGCGGUUCAGAGCUCUGUAAGUGAGAAAAAUUGUUUUAGAAAAUGUGUUGUCUAAAAGUACAUUUCCAGAGAGCCGCUAUCCCGUCAAUUAUCGCUGUCCGACACGAAUGUGAACCCACAAAUCAACAGAUGUCCCAAAUUGAAUUUGACGCCCAAACAGAAGAAAUUGUUGAGAGUGAGUCGCGCAAAUUUCCGCGUUUCACCACAAGAACAAUCAUUUUCAGCAAAGUUUCAACGCGAUGAAUUCGGGAGGCACUUUUCUGAAAUUGAUGGAGAAAAUCUUCAGAAGACUCGAGAAUAAGUGUCCAGAUAUGCGGUUAGUCGGCUUUUUGCGAAAUUUCCGCGCAGAAACUGUGAAAUUAGAGCUGAAGAGUAGGCAAGUGCGCUCUAUCGAACUUUUCCUCUGUAACAGUUUAAUUUAGGAGAGGAAUUCGAAUUUUUAGGUCAAUUCUCUAAUUUCUCUCAUUUCCAGCUCCAUCUUCCUCACGACCGCAUUCGUAAACUCACUGAGCCGCGAGCGCUCCUCUCCGCCGCUCGUCAAAACAGAAAACGAUCAUUGCAAGUGUAUGGUCGGAAUUUUUGAGCGACUCAUCGAAAAUUUGGACAAUAUUCACGAGCAACUCACUAUGAUUCGACAUUAUGGAGAGAAACAUGCUCAGGUAAUGAAAAUUGAAAAAAAGAAGUUCUCAAGCCAAAAAACCUGUUUUUUGAAGAUGGCUGAAAGUGGAUUUACCGGCACUAUGAUUGAGCAGUUCGGAGAGAUAUCAGUUUUCAUAAUCGGAUCCCAGGACGUCGUCAAAUUCAACCACGAUACCGUUAAAGCGUGGCGGUUGCUGUUGGCCUGCGUUACUGAUGAAAUGAAGGUAAAUUAUCGAUGUUUUCGCAUAAAAUCUGAAAUUUCAGGUCGGAUUUGACCGAAUGACGCGGAUAAAUGGCCGGAGAAACAGCUGUAAUCCGCCGAAUUCGACAUUAUCCGUUAACUGAGCGAGUGUCGUCAGAUCUGAUGUCGAGUACGCAGUGUUCAUCGUCACGUCGGAUUGCAGACUUUUCCAUAAAAAACUUUCUUUUGCCAAUUUUCCGGCAUAUUUAUUCGUAUUUCGUCGGGUUUUUUGGUUUUUACCGUCAAAUAAAUAUCUGAUAUUGUUAUUUUACACACUUUCGAUAAAUUCCAGCAAAAAUCAUGGAAUCAAAGCAUGCCGCGAAGCAAAUCGACCCGAAAGAUCUGUCGCCGGCCUGGAAAGUGCUUCAAAUGAAGCUGAAAGAGGAAAAAGAGGAGAAGGAGCGAGAAAAAGCUGCCGAAAAGGUGGACAAAGUAGGAAAAGACGAAGGAUUCACAAAAGUGCAGUCGAAAAAGCAAAGACAGCGCGAAAAUCGCAAACGAAGGGCCCAGGAGGCACUCGCGACGGCGUCAGAGCCCAAAAAAGUGCACCACGAUAUUCCGGUCGUGAUUGAGGACAAUGAGAGGUUAUCCUUUGAAUAAUAGAAUUUUUUUCAUUGAGAACGCUCAAAUUUCAGAGGAGAACUCACAAAAGUGCUGGCAAUCGAUUGCGAAUACGUCGGCGCCGGCAUGAACGGAUCCACGGACAUUCUGGCGAGAAUUUCCGUCGUUAAUGAGGUUUUUAAAAAAAUGAAAAACAUCAGAUUUGAAAUCCCAACAUUUCCCAUUUUCCAGCUCGGCAAAAUUGUGUACGACAAAUUUGUGAAACCGUCGGAAAAAGUGACGGAUUACCGGACGGCCGUGUCGGGAAUCCGCCCGGAAAACAUGCACCGCGCCAUUCCGUUCGAUCGGGCCCAAACCGAAAUCUCGAAGAUUCUCGACGGACGCAUUAUUGUCGGACAUGCCGUUCACAACGAUUUUCGGGUUUGUAGUGAUUUGUGUCGUAUAAAUUUGCAAAAUAUUCCGAAAAAUCGUUAUUUCCAGGUGCUCAAACUGAAUCACACGAGAAAGUUGACACGGGACACCGCCAAAUGUUCGAUCCUCCGAAAUAUGGCCAAUCAUCAGCAUGGGGUAAGGGAAAGAGCUCAAAGGCGGGAGGAAAUGGGAACUCUUGUAACAAAGCGGUAUAGCGGUAUAGUUCAGCAAAGGCGGACGACGGAGAGGAAGAGAAAACUUCAGAGGAGUAAUGGAGUAGAGGAUAGACGUAGUUCCCGAUAGGAGCGGGGGGAGCGAGAGCGGAAGCAUUUCGAGAGUUGCUUGGAGCGGAGCAGGGCAAUAGCUGAGCAUUUAUUAUGUGAUCACGAAAAGAGAGCUUGAAGUCAGUGAUAAGGCCGAGAUCGCGAAAGAGCAGUCAGACAUCAAGUUUAAUAUUCAAUUCGCAAAAAAAUCCCACCAAUUUCCAGAGUCCGUCGCUCAAAAAACUGGCGAAAGAAGUGCUGGGAAUCGAAAUUCAAAAAGGAGAACAUGACUCGGUUUGCACAUUCUUGUGAAUUCAUAAUAAUAUUUAUAUCCAUUUUUGCAGAUCACAGACGCUCGCGUGGCUCUGCGGCUCUACGAAGCUGUCAAAAAGCAGUGGGAGGCCGAAAUUAAGAGAUACCGAUGA